This is a messenger RNA of Linnemannia hyalina, 405 nucleotides long. The record is from the annotation of a GenBank genome assembly. Lineage: Eukaryota; Fungi; Mortierellomycota; Mortierellomycetes; Mortierellales; Mortierellaceae.
AUGCAGCUCAAGAUGGCAGACUUUGGACUCGCGAAGGGCCAACCCAAGCGUCGUGGCACUAUGAAAGCAAGCACUCCCAAAUACUGGGCGCUGGAGGUUGUUAUGGAAGAGGAGCACACGGACAGGAUCGAUACCUUCUCGCUCGGCAUCAUCUCCUGCAACAUGCUCACCGAGGUGACACCGAGAAUUACAACAAAGAAACCAAAGAACCUAUUGCUCGUACUCUUGUCGUUGAUGUCGACCAGCGGAUCGAUCUGCCCGACCUUGUGGCGCACAAGUUUUCACCGACACGGAUUCAAGGCCGUUCCAGACACGGCAUUCGACAUGGUUCGGGUGUUUGACAACAGCUCUGUCGAGAAGCAUGCCCGCGCCUUAGAGAACAACGGCGAAACCCCGGGAGCGUGA